CGAGGUGAAUUGCAUCGUGAUUUCAUCCGAGCGCAGCUGGGAGGCACACUGGAAUCCCAACCGGCUUUUUCUAUUCGCAAACGUUUGUUUCUGAGGCUCGUGCAGAGCUUCGGUGUUUUCCGUCUCACCGCACGAGUUGGAUUUUAAUACCGUUGAAGCCUCAUGGAAUCAGACGCGGGGCGGGUUCGGUCUCCUGCUGGAUUAAAAGCAUCGUUCAGUCAGACGAGAGACGAGGACAGACACUGAGAGCUGAGGUCGUGUCAGAAGAGCAGGCAAGGAUGAAACUGAACCCCAGUAAAAGAGAUUCCCCUUGGGGGAGCCAUAGACAGAUGUGGAGCCCCUGGAGCCACUGACCCCGUGUCUAGGUGAUCUAUGGAUGAAGACCACCAGCCCUCAAGAGUCAAUCUUCCACUGCUGAGCAAUUCCACAUUGGCAGACGCAAACAAAUGUUGCUCGGUAAUUGCUGAGUGUCUACAGUUUGAACUUUCAGUUCCUACGCUUGAUUUCUUUGGUUACCUUCCUCUUAACAAAACAAAUUACUUACCACAGCUGUACUUAUCCUGGAGAACUCUGACCCACGACCCAGCAAAUGCACACAAAGCUUCCGGGAAAGCCCAUGUAUCCUCACAUCACCUUCCAAUCGCAUGACCGCGAAAGAAGAAAGUUAUGGCGUCUCAUCAAGAAUGCUGAGGUCGGGCAGGCAUGCAGACUAACAAGAUCAAUACAACCUCGCUGAUUAAUGGCCAGAUUUCUCUUCCAUUUAGUGCACUGGGGAAGAAUCAUCUGCCAAGAAGACCAAGAUUGUGAAACCAAGUCCCUUUGGUCCUUUAAGAGUUGCAUUUCCAUUGCAAAGUAACCCUGUUCUAGACCUUUUUGGCUCUUUGUAUCAUUGAAGACUAUUUCUUCAGAUUUACAAUCAAUACAACUCUUGCGAUACAGUGUGAAUUAAACUGUCGGUCGAAAGCAGUUGGCUUCUUGGUAGGAUAAGUUCUUUUUUACUUUGUUCGUGGUUCAGGUUUACGAAACAUUGGAAAUCCAAAUGAGUUCAAAAUUCACCGAACUGGGAUGAAAAAGAAGCUUGACCCUGCUGAUUAAUAGAUCAAGACUGUGAAACAGGUCUCUUUUGGUUUUCAUUGAAAAUAAUUCUGCUUUAGAACUUUUUUUUGGAACUUUGUAUCAUUUCACUAUAUUUCUUCAGAUUUACGAUUAAUCUGAGAAUAAUUAUCUGCCAAGACCAAGACUGGGAAAUGGGUCUCUGUGGUUUUCAAAAGUUGCAGUGUUAUACUAAUCUGGAUCUUUUUUGCAAAUUUGUAUAAUUUUACACCAUUUCUUCAGAUUUACAAUAAGUUUAAACCUCACAAAGCAGUGAAUCAAAUCAGUUGGAAGCAACUCUUUUAUUUGGUAAAAUAAGUUAUUUUUACCUUGUUCCUGUGGCAAGUUCACAUAACAUUAGAAAUAAAAAUGCCUUCAAAGUUAGCAGAACUGGAUCGUUAAACUAGGUCUAAACUUUGGUCAUUAAGUGUUGCAUUUCCAUUGCAAAGUAACCUUGCUGUCUGCCAAGAAUAAGACCGUAAAACAGGUCUAGAUAUUUUUGUAUCCUUUUACACUAUUUCUUCAGAUUUACAAUUAGUUCAAUACUCACAAAGAAGCGAAUCAAACUGUCUGUGGGAAGCAACUGUUCUUUUUUUACUUUGUCCCUUCAUCAAGUUUACAAAACAUUGAAAAUGUAAAUGCCUUCAAAGUUAGCAGAACUGGCUUGUAAAGGCAGCCACUCCAACUAGCACAUUAAAGCUUGACCCUGAUGAUUAAUGGGAAGAUUUCUCUUCCAUUUAGAGCAUCAGGGAAGAACAGUCUGCCAAGACCAAGACUGCGAAACAGCUCAGUUUUCAAGAGUGGCAUUUCUAUUGAAACGUAAUGCUGCUCUGAAUCUUUUUGGGACUUUGUUUGAUUUAGCACUGCUUCUUCGAGAUUUGCAGUCAAUCAGAGCAGAAUCAUUUGCAGAGACCAAGAUCGUUAAACUAGGUCUCUUUGGUCAUUACGAGUUGCAUUUCCAUUGCAAAGUAACCUUACAGUGGCCCUUUAACUCUAACCUUGUGAUUUACAAUCAAUACAACCCUAGCAAAGCAGCGUGAAUCAAACUGUCAGUUGGGAGCAAUUGGCUUACCUUAUUCCUGGGUCAGAUUUACGAAAUACUGGAAAUGCAAAUGCAUUCAAAGGGUUGAGAAGGUUACCACUCCGACUAGUCCUGCAACUUUAAGAGUCCUUCCAACCCAAGUGCAACAGAGUGGACGACAUUGCUGUGAGAGAGUGCAUGCGGUGGUGGCCCUCAGCAUGGUGUUGCCACCACCGGACAAGCGGCAUGUGUGUCUUACCACCUUCGUCAUCAUGACCAGCAUGGCCUUCAUGGAUGCCUACCUGGUGGAGCAGAAUCAGGGGCCUCGGAAGAUUGGCGUCUGCAUCAUUGUCCUUGUUGGGGAUGUCUGCUUUCUUAUCGUCCUCCGGUAUGUUGCGGUUUGGGUCGGAGCAGAAGUGAGGACGGCCCGGAGAGGAUACGCCAUGAUCCUUUGGUUCCUCUAUAUCUUCGUGCUGGAGAUCAAGCUUUACUUUGUCUUCCAGAACUGUAAGGCCGAUCGCAAGAGCCUGGAGACUGUCGCCCGGAAAGCUUUGACUUUACUGCUGUCCAUUUGCGUCCCAGGCCUCUACCUGGUUCUGGUGGCUCUGGACAGCAUGGAAUACGUCCGUACCUUUCGGAGAAAGGAGGACAUGAGGGGUCGGCUGUUCUGGGUGGCUUUGGAUUUGCUGGACCUGCUGGACAUGCAAGCAAAUCUUUGGGAGCCUCAGCGGACGGGUUUGCCCAUUUGGGCGGAAGGUUUGAUGUUCUUCUACUGCUACAUUUUGCUUCUGAUUCUUCCCUGUGUGUCCCUGAGCGAGAUCAGCGUGCAAGGUGACCACGUGUCCCCGCAGAAGAUGAUGCUUUAUCCUCUUCUUAGUCUGGUCACCAUUAACAUCGUCACCAUCCUCAUACGAGGCGUCAACAUGGUGCUUUUCCAGGACAGCCGGGUAUCCACCAUCUUUGUCGGGAAGAACGUGGUGGCCAUCGCAACCAAGGCAUGCACCUUUCUCGAGUACCGGAAACAGUCGCGGGAAUUCCCAAAUCGAGAGAACACAACAGGAAUUCCCAUGGAAGUCCAGCAAAACUCGGUUGGACACGGACAAGCUCUUCCGAACGCUACAAGCCUCCCACAUGAACCCACUCCAGCACGGGAGAUUAUGGAUACAUGACCAAGUAACCAAAAAUAGAGGAUUUGGAGCCUACAAGGAGCAUUCAAACAACCAGAUAUGAACUGAUGAACUUUGGGGUACUUUGGUAAUGGACUGUGGUAAAUCAGCCAAAUAUGAGUUGUGUUGUUCAAAGAAAACCUUUUAGUGUUUUAUAAUUCGUUCACCACAGUUGGCAUUGAAAAACCAAGUGCUGUUUUUUUUCUGUACAGUAGCAGAACGACUAUGGUGCGAAAUACUUGUUUGAGAGACCAAACUCAUGUUUCCAUCCACUUUUUUUUGUGUGUGACUUCCUGUUGUUCAGGUGCAUCAGAUAUUUGCCUCUCUUGCAAGUAAUGAAUGGGGAAUUGGAAAAAAGAGUGCAAUGAAUAUAUCAUUGAGGGAACUAGGUUGGUGUUUAUGAACAAAUGUUGGGGAGUAGUCCUACAUGCCUGCAGUAUGUGUUUGCGCUUGUGUUUUAUGAUGUGUUGACAUUUAAAGAAAUGAGAAUAAGAGGAAAAAGUACGAAAUUUGUGUGCGAUGACCUUUAUGGAAUUGUUUAGGAAAAAGUCAGUGAAUGCGCUACCACUUGGUUGGUAUAUGGAUUAUUAUUGUUAUCAUUGAUAUUAUAAUUAUUAUAUAUACCACUUGUGUACUUGCUUUUUUUACAUUUUUGUUUGAGGA
Messenger RNA from Puntigrus tetrazona (Sumatra barb), 3942 nucleotides. RefSeq names its product transmembrane protein 121Ab (gene tmem121ab). The record is from RefSeq and is a predicted model, not a curated record. NCBI's taxonomy places the organism in Eukaryota, Metazoa, Chordata, Actinopteri, Cypriniformes, Cyprinidae. Bases 2332 to 3282 code for a protein of 316 amino acids. The transcript has 2 exons.